Molecule: messenger RNA, 1571 nt
Organism: Cladocopium goreaui
Lineage: Eukaryota; Dinophyceae; Suessiales; Symbiodiniaceae
Source: the annotation of a GenBank genome assembly
GGUUAAGGCAGGGCGGAGGGUUGCUCGCGUGCAAAAUGCCAGUGGCUUUCAUCACAGUGAAACUGCCCAAUGGCAGCCUCGUCCAUUUGGAUGUUGACCUGAAGACCCGGAUCGAGGAGUUUCGAUCUAUCCUAGCCCCAAAGUGCGGCAUCAAGCGACAUCGGCAACGCUUGGUCUUUGCAGGUCGUUUAUUGCAGGAUGGGCGGACCCUGGAAGCCUACGGCGUCGACAGGAACAGCACCAUUCACUUGUUGCAUGGCCAGCAGGGUGGUGCUGAUGGCCCUGGUGGGGUGGACAUCAGCCAGAUGCCGCCGCAAUUGGCCGCGCUUCAGAGACACGUCCUUCAGAAUCCAGACAUUCUGCAGCAGAUGCUGGAGUCCCCAGCGAUGCAAAGUCUGCUGAACGAUCACGACUUCAUGCGGAGUUUGUUGAAGAUGGACCCACGGCUGUCGAAGCUCUUGGAGAACUGCCCUGAGCUGAAUUUGAUGCUGCACGACCCAGAGGUCAUGAAGCAGGCCACAGAAGCUUUGCGGAACCCUGUUCACGUCCGUGACGUGAUCCGCAGCACAGAUCGCUCCAUGUCACAGCUUGAGGGACUCGGAACUGGCUCCUUCGAUGUCCUCAGGCAAAUGUGCGAUGACAUCCGUAGGCCGCUGCAGGACGAAGAGUAUGUCCGCUUGUUGGCGGCCGCGGAAGCACAGAAGAAGGAAGCGGAGAAGGCUGAAAAGCUGAAAAAUGAACGAAAAAUGCACGGAGCAGAUGAGGACGAAGCGGCCAUGGAUCCUUCAGGUGAAGAUGAUCCAAGAGAAGGGGAGCCCAAAGAGUUGUUCGAUGAGGCAGCGCCAGUGCUGGACGAUGAAGAAGAUGAGGGUGUUGAAGCGCCAGCUUGGGUCGGUACCUUUGAUACCAAUGCCAUGGCAGCUAUGAUGCAGGACCAGAACAUGCAGUCGUUGCUGGCGCAAUUGGUCCAAGCCAUGCCAGGGUCUGGGAUCAAGAUCCAUCCAGACGAUCCUUUCCUUGAUCCUGGCUUUAUUGGGCAGAUGUUCCAUGCCCAGACCAUCGAUUCCAUGGUGAAACUGCAAGACGCAGUGGAGAAAUUGUCCAUGACGGAUGGCGCCAAGAGCGCAGCUCCUGGAUCGAAAAAGAAGGGACAAGACAUCAAAGAUGAAGGCCCGGCUUACGAUUCGCCAGCGGCCUUGAGCGGUUUGCAUUAUAGGAGUCCUGCUCACAACUUCAAAGAGUCCUUCUCCAUGUUCCUUGCGGCUGAGCAAGAGAGUCCAGAAGUCAGGUACAAAGGUCAGCUGCAGGCCAUGAGGAAUAUGGGCUUCACGGACACGGAAGCUUGUAUCCAGGCGCUGCACAACUGCGAUGGCAACAUGAACAAAGCAGUGGAGCUGUUGAUGGAAAAAGCCGAUCGAUAGGCGUCUGGCAGAAUUCAAGCAGAGAAUGCUUCCUAAAGGGAGGCGGUAUCACACCUCCGGUGCAGCGGUUGGUGCCCAUGGUCGGCAUCGCUGCAUCGCUGGCGAUAACGAAACCUCGCAGGACGAAUCAAGGCUUUGCGGGCAGAAAAA